UCAACUAAAUCGUCCUAUUCGAUCACGUGCACUAUCGCCGCCAGCCGAGCAAGCAUUUCUCUUUCAAAUGCACGCCCCGAACGGAAGGAGGAAGCACGUCCGCUCGCUUCGCCUUUUCCCCUUUCUACUCUCCGCUCUUGAACACAUUUCCCCUCCUUUCGGCAUCAAAAAACGACCAACCGCAACCAUGGAGUUCAUGUCCAAUCUCGGAGGAGGGUCGCAGGCAGACCGGCCUUCACUGUUUGAGCUGAUCGCCCAGGACAAGAUGCGAGAGAUGCUCGAACCGGCCCUGCGCUAUGUUAUCGCUGUGUACGCACAACGGUAUCCCCGAUAUCUCAUUUGGAUCGUGAACCGAUACGAAGAGUUUUAUGCGAUCCUUAUGUUCUUUAUCGAACGGCACUAUCUCCGCGAAUAUGGCGCCUCGUUUGCAGAAAACUUUUACGGAUUAAAGCGAGUUAGGGCGCCUCGGGUAGUGAAGCAAUCUAAAGUUAAUAUCGAUGACGAUUCAGUAGCAACUACAGCAGCGGCAGCAGCGGCAGCAGCGGCAACAUCCUCAAUGCCAGGAUCCAACAAGUUACGGGAACGGGAUAUUCGAAAAUCGCUUCUUUUCCUGAUUGGAUUGCCAUAUGUGAAGUGCAAAUUAGACGAGUACUACGAAAAAAUUUCUGGAGGCGAGGCUGCUCGACUCUUUGGCGAUGAGUUUGCACAGGAAGAAGAAGACUUGACGGGGCAACCGUUUACGGUCAGGUCCAAGGCGAUGGCGAUCAAGAUUUUCAAGAAGGGGUACCCAUAUGUGAAUGCCCUUUACCAGCUCUCAAUCCUCGCACAUUACAUUGGUUAUCUUUACAACAAAACUCCCUUCUACUCACCAUGGCUUCGUCUGAUCGGGAUCGAAGUCAAACGCAUGAGCGCUACGGAUUAUCGCGAGAUCCAACAAAAAGCCAAGCACGCGCCCAGACCUCAAGCCAAUUCAUUGAUAGAAUCGAUCCAGAACAACGUCCUUGGACUCCUAUCCGGUUCCCUCGAUUUCCUCAAAGUCCUACUCCCAAUGUCGAUCUUCUUUUUCAAGUUCCUGGAAUGGUGGUACCAGUCUGAUUACUACCGCAAGGCCUCGACGGCCGGUGAUACCGCGGAAGUGCCACCACCUGAGCGAGUCAAGCCCCAUCCUGAAGGCCUGCCUCUCCCAAGAGCCGCAAACAUCUGCCCCAUCUGCCUAAAGACGAUCACGAAUCCGACGGCGCUGUCUUCAGGAUAUGUGUACUGCUACCCAUGUGCGUACAAGCAAGUGGAAGACCAUGGCAGAUGUCCUGUCACCCUAAUGCGAUGUGGAACGGAUGAUCUCCGAAAAUUGUAUAACGACGCUGGCAUGUAGAGUUGUGCUAAAGACCGUGGCGCCCAAGAAUGACGAUUAAUAAUAAUAUACAUAAAAAAAAAGCCC
This is a messenger RNA of Gamsiella multidivaricata, 1438 nucleotides long. RefSeq names its product Pex12 amino terminal region-domain-containing protein. Bases 68 to 1372 code for a protein of 434 amino acids. The transcript is spliced from 6 exons. Gene Ontology annotation, biological process: protein import into peroxisome matrix; protein monoubiquitination. The record is from RefSeq and is a predicted model, not a curated record. Gene Ontology annotation, cellular component: peroxisomal importomer complex; peroxisomal membrane. NCBI's taxonomy places the organism in Eukaryota, Fungi, Mortierellomycota, Mortierellomycetes, Mortierellales, Mortierellaceae. Gene Ontology annotation, molecular function: zinc ion binding; ubiquitin-protein transferase activity; protein binding.